Mytilus trossulus (common blue mussel) is the source of this 705-nucleotide messenger RNA. RefSeq lists its product as uncharacterized. The record is from RefSeq and is a predicted model, not a curated record. Bases 159 to 560 code for a protein of 133 amino acids. NCBI's taxonomy places the organism in Eukaryota, Metazoa, Mollusca, Bivalvia, Mytilida, Mytilidae. The transcript is spliced from 3 exons.
AUACCGACUCGUCAUAUUAUGACAAGAAUGAUUGGUACUGCUGUAAAAAGUAUGUAGGGAGUGUUUUUAUUACUAUAUUUAUUGUAGUUGUCAAUCUAGUUGUGUAUUAAGACAAGUAGACAGCGACUGAGCUCGUUCACAUUUUGGACCGUUGCACGAUGCGGCCGGUACCAUGCACUAUUCUAGCAAUAGUGCUUUUUGCUGCACUAAGUGCAGCCCAGAUGGGUGAAUUUCACGACAUGAUGAGAGGAUGCGUUGCCGAACGUGGUUUCUGCAUUGAUGUAAAUAAAGUAGCAGCCCAGGGUACUCCCCCAGGAGAAGCCGCCGAGGCAGCCGAGGCAGCAGCUGGAGCGGCACCAACACAACCCCCACCACCUGCACCUCGUGGUAGAAGACGUGGCCGUGGGCCUAACCCUCUAGGGAGAGCACAUCAACCAAGACAACCUCCACAACUGGACUUUUUUGGACAAAUGAACAUACUGAAUACCCACUGUGCAAGCUAUGACUUCGAACCAGCAUGCAUGAAUACGGGUGGCUAUUGUUGUUUCCCACACCCGUAAACGAUUCUGAUUUAUAGACAACAAACAGCCAUAACUUAUUAGCAGCAACUAAAAUGUUUUUGUAUGGGUACAAGGGAUUAUCAUCAUGUAUUGUAUUAUUAUCACCAACUUUUGUUUUUUAUAAAUAAAAUAUGAAAAACGUCAA